CCGGCACUGCCCGCGGGGAGGACGCGCCGCCGCCGCCACCCAGCGCCGCCGCCGCCGCCGCCUCCAGCCGGGCCGCCGUGCGUCCCGGGGGCCGGCCCCGCGAGCGCAGGAGUAAACACCGCCGGAGUCUUGGAGCCGCUGCAGAAGGGAAUAAAGAGAGAUGCAGGGAUUUGUGAGGUUACGGCGCCCCAGCUGCAAGAUGCACUAGCCGGCUGAACCCGGGAUCGGCUGACUUGUUGGAACCGGAGUGCUCUGCACGAAGAGUGGUGGAUGAGUUGAAGUUGCCUUCCCGGGGCUCAUUUUCCACGCUGCCGAGAGGAAUCCGAGAGGCAAGGCAAUCACUUCGUCUUGCCAUUGAUUGGGUAUCGGGAGCUUUUUUUUUCUCCCCUCUCUCUUUCUUUUCCUCCGUCUUGUUGCAUGCAAGAAAAUUACAGUCCGCUGCUCGCCCGCCCUGGGUGCGAGAUAUUCAGCCCCGCUCUCUCCCGUGCAUUGUGCAACCCAAAGAUGAAAGACCGAAGGGGAGAAAGUUAAAGAAAUCGCCCACAUGCGCUGGAUCAGUCCACGGCUUGGGGAAAGGCAUCCAGAGAAGGUGGGAGCGGAGAGUUUGAAGUCUUUACAGGCGGGAAGAUGGCGGACUGGAGCUGAAAGUGUUGAUUGGGAAACUUGGGUGAUUCUUGUGUUUAUUUACAAUCCUCUUGACCCAGGCAGGACACAUGCAGGCCAAAAAACGCUAUUUCAUCCUGCUCUCAGCUGGCUCUUGUCUCGCCCUUUUGUUUUAUUUCGGAGGCUUGCAGUUUAGGGCAUCGAGGAGCCACAGCCGGAGAGAAGAGCACAGCGGUAGGAAUGGCUUGCACCACCCCAGUCCGGAUCAUUUCUGGCCCCGCUUCCCGGACGCUCUGCGCCCCUUCGUUCCUUGGGAUCAAUUGGAAAACGAGGAUUCCAGCGUGCACAUUUCCCCCCGGCAGAAGCGAGAUGCCAACUCGAGCAUCUACAAAGGCAAGAAAUGCCGCAUGGAGUCCUGCUUCGAUUUCACCCUUUGCAAGAAAAACGGCUUCAAAGUCUACGUAUACCCGCAGCAAAAAGGGGAGAAAAUCGCCGAAAGUUACCAAAACAUUCUAGCGGCCAUCGAGGGCUCCAGGUUCUACACCUCGGACCCCAGCCAGGCGUGCCUCUUUGUCCUGAGUCUGGAUACUUUAGACAGAGACCAGUUGUCACCUCAGUAUGUGCACAAUUUGAGAUCCAAAGUGCAGAGUCUCCACUUGUGGAACAAUGGUAGGAAUCAUUUAAUUUUUAAUUUAUAUUCCGGCACUUGGCCUGACUACACCGAGGACGUGGGGUUUGACAUCGGCCAGGCGAUGCUGGCCAAAGCCAGCAUCAGUACUGAAAACUUCCGACCCAACUUUGAUGUUUCUAUUCCCCUCUUUUCUAAGGAUCAUCCCAGGACAGGAGGGGAGAGGGGGUUUUUGAAGUUCAACACCAUCCCUCCUCUCAGGAAGUACAUGCUGGUAUUCAAGGGGAAGAGGUACCUGACAGGGAUAGGAUCAGACACCAGGAAUGCCUUAUAUCACGUCCAUAACGGGGAGGACGUUGUGCUCCUCACCACCUGCAAGCAUGGCAAAGACUGGCAAAAGCACAAGGAUUCUCGCUGUGACAGAGACAACACCGAGUAUGAGAAACCGAAUUUCGCUCUUGUUGCUCAGACUGGAGUGCAAUGGCAUGAUCUCAGCUCACCGCAACCUCCGCCUCCCAGGUUCAAGCGAUUCUCCUGCCUCAGCCUCCCGAGUAGCUGGGAUUACAGGUAUGAUUAUCGGGAAAUGCUGCACAAUGCCACUUUCUGUCUGGUUCCUCGUGGUCGCAGGCUUGGGUCCUUCAGAUUCCUGGAGGCUUUGCAGGCUGCCUGCGUCCCUGUGAUGCUCAGCAAUGGGUGGGAGUUGCCAUUCUCUGAAGUGAUUAAUUGGAACCAAGCUGCCGUCAUAGGCGAUGAGAGAUUGUUAUUACAGAUUCCUUCUACAAUCAGGUCUAUUCAUCAGGAUAAAAUCCUAGCACUUAGACAGCAGACACAAUUCUUGUGGGAGGCUUAUUUUUCUUCAGUUGAGAAGAUUGUAUUAACUACACUAGAGAUUAUUCAGGACAGAAUAUUCAAGCACAUAUCACGUAACAGUUUAAUAUGGAACAAACAUCCUGGAGGAUUGUUCGUACUACCACAGUAUUCAUCUUAUCUGGGAGAUUUUCCUUACUACUAUGCUAAUUUAGAUUUAAAGCCCCCCUCCAAAUUCACUGCAGUCAUCCAUGCAGUGACCCCCCUGGUCUCUCAGUCCCAGCCAGUGUUGAAGCUUCUCGUGGCUGCAGCCAAGUCCCAGUACUGUGCCCAGAUCAUAGUUCUAUGGAAUUGUGACAAGCCCCUACCAGCCAAACACCGCUGGCCUGCCACUGCUGUGCCUGUCAUCGUCAUUGAAGGAGAGAGCAAGGUUAUGAGCAGCCGUUUUCUGCCCUACGACAACAUCAUCACAGACGCCGUGCUCAGCCUUGACGAGGACACGGUGCUUUCAACAACAGAGGUGGAUUUCGCCUUCACAGUGUGGCAGAGCUUCCCUGAGAGGAUUGUGGGGUACCCCGCGCGCAGCCACUUCUGGGAUAACUCUAAGGAGCGGUGGGGAUACACAUCAAAGUGGACGAACGACUACUCCAUGGUGUUGACAGGAGCUGCUAUUUACCACAAAUAUUAUCACUACCUAUACUCCCAUUACCUGCCAGCCAGCCUGAAGAACAUGGUGGACCAAUUGGCCAAUUGUGAGGACAUUCUCAUGAACUUCCUGGUGUCUGCUGUGACAAAAUUGCCUCCAAUCAAAGUGACCCAGAAGAAGCAGUAUAAGGAGACAAUGAUGGGACAGACUUCUCGGGCUUCCCGUUGGGCUGACCCUGACCACUUUGCCCAGCGACAGAGCUGCAUGAAUACGUUUGCCAGCUGGUUUGGCUACAUGCCGCUGAUCCACUCUCAGAUGAGGCUCGACCCCGUCCUCUUUAAAGACCAGGUCUCUAUUUUGAGGAAGAAAUACCGAGACAUUGAGCGACUUUGAGGAAUCCGGCUGAGUGGGGGAGGGGAAGCAAGAAGGGAUGGGGGUCAAGCUGCUCUCUCUUCCCAGUGCAGAUCCACUCAUCAGCAGAGCCAGAUUGUGCCAACUAUCCAAAAACUUAGAUGAGCAGAAUGACAAAAAAAAAAAAAGGCCAAUGAGAACUCAACUCCUGGCUCCUGGGACUGCACCAGACUGCUCCAAACUCACCUCACUGGCUUCUGUGUCCCAAGACUAGGUUGUGUACAGUUUAAUUAUGGAACAUUAAAUAAUUAUUUUUGAAAUGAUUGCUAUGCAGGUUUAAACUUUUUUAAUGAUCAAAACUAUUAAAAACCAGAGUUCUUUGUUUAAUCAAAA
This is a messenger RNA of Gorilla gorilla gorilla (western lowland gorilla), 3428 nucleotides long. RefSeq names its product exostosin glycosyltransferase 1 (gene EXT1). The transcript has 12 exons. Gene Ontology annotation, molecular function: glycosyltransferase activity. Gene Ontology annotation, cellular component: membrane. Lineage: Eukaryota; Metazoa; Chordata; Mammalia; Primates; Hominidae. The coding region runs from base 714 to 3077 and encodes 787 amino acids. The record is from RefSeq and is a predicted model, not a curated record.